CUGGUUUGGGCCAGGAGAGCUACAGAGCUGGAUGAUGGACGGGAAAAUGGUCACAACGAGAUCAACUACAAUGACAUUUGCCAAGGAUGAACAGAAUCACAUCAACUCUCCUAACCGGUACUUAGCUUGGGCAAGCAGCCCUACAUCAGCAGUGGAGUUGUCUGGGUUGGACCCACAAGCUUCAAUUCCAGAGUCCCAGUUGGCACUGAAAAAUGAUGUGGAGCUUAUCAGAGCUCAGCUUCAUGCCCAAACAGAGGCUUUUCAAGCACUGAGCCACUCAAUUACUUUGUUAGAGCAAGAGAGCAGCUAUCAGCAGGGUAGGAUCAAUGCACUGGAAGAGGAAGUAAAAUUUGCUGCCCACUUAUCCCGUGGAGAGAUGUUUGAUGAGCUAAUACAGAAAAAAAUCCAAGAGCUUUGGAAAACCAUGUCCAAAGAGGUAGAAGGGCUUCAGAGUUCCAUGGUCCAGAAACAAAGUUCAAUGGAGAAUCUAUCUCAAGAUGUCCUUGAGAGCAAAAAAUUCCUUUGGGAAGAGUUGGAAUCAGUUCAGGGUGAACUGCGGCGCAUCCAUCAAAAACUGAAGGACCAGGAGGUCGAUAUCACUAGAAACCUUGUCAGCGUUAAGAAAAUGCAAGAGAAUCAAAUGAAGUGCACCAAGUUCCUGACCCAACUGAGGGGUAAAAUCUCGGAUGAUGCCCUAGAAGAGAAAGAUCAUAAACCAGGAACUGAAGAGCUGAAUGAAAUCUGGUCAGCCGUCAACACUUUACGCAACUCCAUUAUGAACAACAGCACAUGGAGUGAGAAGAGGAAUUCUUCAAGAAUGAAAGAUCGAGGGAGCCGACAACAGCGAAAAACUAAUUUGGUUGAUUCCAAUUUCUCUGACUUUGUCCUCUAUCAGCAUGGAAAAUCUAACUCACCUAGUUCCAGUCUCUCUGCUCUCCAUCAGCAUCGCCGCAGUAGCUCAGAGCACAGUUCCUAGAAGGGCAAGGUAUGGAAGGAGAGUCAAGAUCCUAGAAAGAAGCUGGGACAUUUUGGAGCUGAAUUUUUGACAGUGCAGAUGAAAUUAAAUCAAACUGCUUGGAAGAGACUUGGUUUGGACAUCACUGUGAUAGAAAACUGCCUUAGAGUAAAUCGGACCAUUGAUCUAUCUAGAUUAGUAUUACCUACUUGAAAUAACUGGCAGUGGAUCUUCAUGUUUUCAGACCAGAAACUUUCCUGGUUUCACCUAGAGAUACCAAAGGGAUGGAAAUAAAAACCAAGCCAAUAACAAUGACUAGCCAAUAACCGAUAAUUGCAGCUCCUCAUCUGUGGCUUACCUCUGCUCUACAUUUAUCUAUUAAAUACAGUGUCGCUUCAGGCAAGUUGUAAAUUUUAGGCCUGAAUGAACAAGCAGCUCACUAAAGCCCCAGAAAAAGAAACAAAACUACUAAUAAUCAAGUAAUCCCGCAUAAUAUAGAUUUAGCAAUCCAUUCUGUCAUUUCUAAAUUUUAUAUUCUAAGACUAGAAAUUUGAAAUAAAAUAAUUCUUUGCCAGUAUCAUGAGGUAUCCUGCAUCAGAUGACUUUGGUCUUGGAAGGCUUCUUGAGACUGGUCCUUCCAUUUUGGAAAAUGCCCACUCCCUCACCAGAGGUGGUAAUGACCAGGUGGUAAUGACAGGUUCUGA
Molecule: messenger RNA, 1659 nt
Organism: Pseudonaja textilis
Lineage: Eukaryota; Metazoa; Chordata; Lepidosauria; Squamata; Elapidae
Source: RefSeq, a predicted model, not a curated record